GGCCGAGGCUGGUUGCUGGUUUCCCGGAUCAACUGCAGGGCCCGAUCCACCUUUCUUUCUCUUUUCUGAUUUCUCUCUUUGCAGACGCGAAAGUCCGGAAUCAAGGUUGUUCUCCAAAAAAAAAAAAAAAAAACCCCUCAUUUUCGUUCUCAACCUAACCUCGUCUCUUCAAUCCAACCCCUCUACUCACAGGUAACAAUGGCGGGGCGUAUUAGAUCAGCUCUUCCUCUCAUCAACAGGAUUGCCAGAUCCGAUUCUUUUCUCGCUCCUCACAGGGCCGCCGUUCACCGCACCCUACAGUCCCCGGUCUUCGCUUCUUCAUCCGAGUCAUCCAGGUAUUAUGCCACCGCAGCUGCACCUCCUAAGGAACAGAAAAUUAAGCUGCCAGUAGCUUUGUAUGGGGGAGCUGGAAACUAUGCCUCUGCUUUGUACAUUGCAUCCAAAAAGGCUAAUGUGCUGGAUAAAGUCGAGGCUGAACUACUUGAUCUUGUUCAGGCUUUGGAGAAAAGUCCUACAUUUUCUCAGUUUACGAAGGACUUGUCAGUGCCUGCUGAUACGAGAGUCAAGGCCAUUACUGACAUAGCUGAACAAGCCAAAUUUUCACAAGUUACCAAGACCUUCCUGAUUGUUCUUGCUGAGAAUGGAAGGCUGCGAUCCAUUGAUACCAUAGCUAAGAAGUUUGCAGAGCUGACAAUGGCUGAUAAGGGAAUUGUCAAAGCUACUGUGACAACAGUUAUGCCCCUCCCCCCAUCGGAAGAGAAAGAGCUGAAGGAGACACUACAGCAGAUUAUUGGACAAGGGAAGCAGGUUACACUUGAGCAGAAGAUUGAUGCUAGCAUCCUUGGUGGCCUUGUGGUUGAGUUCUCACAGAAGGUGUUUGACAUGUCCAUUAAGACAAGGGCAAAGCAGAUGGAGAGAGCUCUCAUGGAACCAGUUCAGUUCUAA
Molecule: messenger RNA, 945 nt
Organism: Linum tenue
Lineage: Eukaryota; Viridiplantae; Streptophyta; Magnoliopsida; Malpighiales; Linaceae
Source: the annotation of a GenBank genome assembly